CGCCGCGCUCCUCAUCUGCCCCGCGCCGAGCGCUGCCGCCGCCGCCGCCGCCGCCGCUCCGCUGCCCGCGCCGCCCGCGGCUCCCGAUGGAGACUGACGCGCCCCAGCCCGGCCUCGCCUCCCCGGACUCGCCGCACGACCCCUGCAAGAUGUUCAUCGGGGGACUCAGUUGGCAGACUACGCAGGAAGGGCUGCGCGAAUACUUCGGCCAGUUCGGGGAGGUGAAGGAGUGUCUGGUGAUGCGGGACCCUCUGACCAAGAGAUCCAGGGGUUUCGGCUUCGUCACUUUCAUGGACCAGGCGGGGGUGGAUAAAGUGCUGGCGCAGUCGCGGCACGAGCUCGACUCCAAAACAAUUGAUCCCAAGGUGGCCUUUCCUCGGCGAGCACAGCCUAAGAUGGUGACUCGAACGAAGAAGAUCUUUGUGGGGGGGCUAUCAGUGAACACCACGGUGGAGGACGUGAAGCAGUAUUUUGAGCAGUUUGGGAAGGUGGACGAUGCCAUGUUGAUGUUUGACAAAACCACCAACCGGCACCGAGGGUUCGGGUUUGUCACGUUCGAGAGUGAGGACAUCGUGGAGAAAGUGUGUGAAAUACACUUCCAUGAAAUCAACAACAAAAUGGUGGAAUGUAAGAAAGCUCAGCCAAAAGAGGUGAUGUCGCCGACGGGCUCAGCCCGGGGGAGGUCUCGAGUCAUGCCCUAUGGGAUGGACGCCUUCAUGCUGGGCAUUGGCAUGCUGGGUUACCCCGGUUUCCAGGCCACAACCUAUGCCAGCCGGAGUUAUACAGGCCUUGCCCCUGGCUACACCUACCAAUUCCCUGAAUUCCGUGUAGAGCGGACCCCUCUCCCGAGCGCCCCAGUCCUCCCCGAGCUUACAGCCAUUCCCCUCACUGCCUACGGACCAAUGGCGGCGGCGGCUGCGGCGGCGGCUGUGGUUCGAGGGACAGGCUCUCACCCCUGGACGAUGGCUCCCCCUCCAGGUUCAACUCCCAGCCGCACAGGGGGCUUCCUGGGGACCACAAGCCCCGGCCCCAUGGCCGAGCUCUAUGGGGCAGCCAACCAGGACUCGGGGGUCAGCAGUUACAUCAGCGCUGCCAGCCCCGCCCCCAGCACCGGCUUCGGCCACAGUCUUGGGGGCCCUUUGAUUGCCACAGCUUUCACCAAUGGGUACCACUGAAGCAGGAAUCAGGUGGCAGGAGCGCCCCAGCCUGCAGCUGACUGAGGACCACAGUGAGCCAGCGAGGGGGCGGGGACACCUCAGCCGCAGCCGCCGCCCCUUCCCCCGCAGCGACUCGGACCGCUACUGCCUGCCCCCAACUCCCCGGGCCCGGCCCCUGCCCUGCUGCCCCCGGACAGCGUCUGGCUCCCCUACUAACCUCCCUCUCUUCCGCCCUUGGCUCCCCUCCCCCACCUGCCCCUCCCCUCCCGCUUUUAUUUAUUUUGGAUUAGCCGGUUGGCCCCCACCCCCCUGGUUCUCCCCUCUCAGGUCUGCACCCCUCCCUCCCUGCCGCACCCCCAUAGGACCCUCCCCCCCCCAGAAGGCUUUUGUAUUUGUGCAUAGCUAGAGUGAGGGCGGAGGGGGUCUGCUACAGGCCGCAAGCCCUAUGCUUGUUUUUUAUUCUGAUUUCCCCUCCUUUUCUCUUUCUUUUUUUCUUUUUUUUUUUUUUUUAAGAAACCGUUUUUUAAACUAUUUCUAGGUUUGUGAAUGUGAAGCCCCAGGCCGCAGGGGGCAAGGGGCCAGGUGCCCCCCCACCAGCUGAGAACAAAAUGUCUAUGUGGGUGUGGGCCCCUGGCCACCUCCCUCCAGCCCUGGAAAGGACAGGGUUGCAGCCAGGCCAAGCCCCUGGAACCAUCCCGUCCUGUAUCAUAUGUAAAUACUGUGAGGUGAAGCCCCUACCCCUCUGUAAGACCCCUUAGGGGUGAGGGCAUCGCCUCACCCCACCUGGCAAAGGUGUCCCCCUGUGUUUCUGUCUCCUCCUCAGACACCGUUACUGUAAGCUUGCAGGCCUCAACUGUGGCCAAGGCAAGCCCGCUCGCUCAGGCCCUAGGGGUCAAGGCCUUGGGCCUGCUCACCCCAAAAACCCAGCAUGGGGCCAAAGGGUGAGGAAAGAGAAGGGCUCGCCCGGAGCCACUGCUGGAAAGGAAUUAACUCUCCAAAGGUCUCCCCCUGCCCCCUACCUAGGUCAGGCCUUCAUGGUUUCUGCUCUGAGCCCCCCAUGAGCGGGCAUCAAGGGGGUACUUUGGGAAGGGGUGGACCCCAGGGGAAAGCAAAGGGCUUCUCAGGGAACCCCCACAUUCUCUCACUGAAGUUUCCCACCAGGAUGGUCCCAUGGCAGAGCCCCUUGGCAGCCCCGAGCCCCCAAGCCCCCUUCAAAGGAAAAAGAGGCUCAGGGUCUGACUCUUCAUGAACAGUGAGUGACCUGGCUGGCAUGGCAGGGCUGAGGCCCACCCACCUGCUGUUGUCCCCCUCUCUGUGUCCCUCUCCCCCAGGUCUGAGGCUGGGGACCUAAGCUCUCUCCCCCAUCAUAGUUCCCAUCCCUGAAAACCCCCUUUGGAGAGUUAAUUGUCUGUGUGAGGUGCUUAACCUAUUAGCCCUGAGAACACAAAGCAAUAAUCUUUGUUACUGAGAUGCGCGGCUGUUCGUGGUUUUGUUUUGUUUUCUUGUUUUUUUUUUUUUUUAAUGUUUCCUAAUAAAAGAGAAGCUGCAUUUUAUUGGUUUUUAUUUUUAAUUUUCUACACGUUUGAGCUGAGUCAUGAGAGACUCAGCUUCCUUCUCCUCCCCUUCUCGUGACCCCCGUCCCACCCCCACUGGGCCCACCCAUGGGCUCAGGGCCCUGGAAUUCCGUUUUCUGAUUUGUUUGGGGAAUUUUUUAAAAAGAUGUUACACGGUGUUUUGAAGCCAGCAAGUUACCACCCUCCGGUGUCUCUUCUCUCCACAUCUGUAACUUCUUUUUCCAGGUUUUAUUUUCAGUUUUAAAUUCCUAAUAAAUUAUUUGAAAACGGUGCUGGCUUUGUGAGUUUUUUCCAUCUCUGUGUACAUUCAGGUCUAGGUACCCCAAUGACACCCUGUUUUCUCCUACCUUCUGUUCGUCUCCUGAAAGUCUGCACUUUCCAUUUGACCAAGUUUCAUUUACAACCUCUUGACCAGCCUCAAAGCUUAGCGUUGAUGAUGAGAUACCACUUCACACCCAUGAGGAUGGCCAAUAUUUUUAAAAAGGGGGCGGGGGGGCAGGGGCGCCUGGGUGGCUCAGUCGGUUAAGCGACUGCCUUCGGCUCAGGUCAUGAUCCUGGAGUCCCUGGAUCGAGUCCCACAUCGGGCUCCCUGCUCGGCAGGGAGUCUGCUUUGCCCUCUGACCCUAUCCCCUCUCAUGUGUUCUCUCUCAUUCUCUCUCUCUCAAAUAAGUAAAUAAAAUCUUUAAAAAAAAAAAGAAAAGAAAAAAAGGGGGGCAGGGAGAUAACAAGUGUUGGUGAGGAUGUGGAGAUAUUGGAAACCCCAUGCAUUGCUGGUGGGAAGGUAAAAUGGUGCAUCUACAAUGAGAAACAGUCCGGUGGUUCCUCAAAAAGCUCAACAUUGAAUUACCAUAUGAUCCAACAAUUCCACUUUUAGGUAUAUACUCCAAGGAAUCGAAAACAGGGACUCAGACACUUACACACCAAUGUUCAUAACAGCAUUACCCAUCAUAGCCAAAAGGUGGACAAAAUCCAAGUAUCCAUCAACAGUUGAAUGGAUAAACAAAAAUGUGCUUUAGCCAUACAGCGGAAUAUUAUUCAGUCAUAAAAAGGAGUGAAGUGCUCAUACGUGCUGCAACAUGGAUGAGCCUUAAAGACAUUAUACUAAAUGAGGGGCACCUGGCUGGCUAAGUAGGAGGAGCAUGGGACUCUUAAUCUCAGGGUCGUAGGUUCGAGCCCCACAUUGGGUGUACAGGUUACUUAAAAAUAAAAUAUACUUUAAAAAAGACAUUAUAUUAAAUGAAAGAAGCCAGACACAAAAGGACAAAUACUGUGUGAUUCCACUUACAUGAGGUACCUAGAAUGGGCAAUUCACUGGGACAGAAUGUAGAACAGAGGGUACCAGGAGUUGGGGAGGAUGGAAUCGGUAAUUAUUUCUGAGCAGUGACAGAGUUUUUCUUUGGAGUAAUAAGAAAAAUUUGGAAAUAAAUAGGGUAAUGGUUGCACAACAUUGUGAAUAUAAUUAACGCCACUGAACUGUACACUCAAAAUGGUAAAAAUAGUAAAUUUCGUUAUGUAUAUUCUACCACAAUUAAAAAAAAAACUGGGGUGCCUGGCUGGCUCAAUCGGAAGAGCCUGUGACUCUUGAUCUCAGGGUUGUGGGUUCGAGCCCCACGUUGGGUGUAAAGAUUGUUUAAAAAAAACGGGCGCCUGGGUGGCUCAGUCAGUUAAGCGUACUCCUGAUUUUGGCUCAGGUCAUGAUCUCAGGGUCAUAAAAUUGAGCUCUGCGACAGGCUCUGUGCUGAGCGUGGAGCCUG
Mirounga angustirostris (Northern elephant seal) is the source of this 4485-nucleotide messenger RNA. RefSeq names its product musashi RNA binding protein 1 (gene MSI1). Gene Ontology annotation, biological process: regulation of translation; central nervous system development. NCBI's taxonomy places the organism in Eukaryota, Metazoa, Chordata, Mammalia, Carnivora, Phocidae. The transcript has 15 exons. Gene Ontology annotation, cellular component: cytoplasm. The record is from RefSeq and is a predicted model, not a curated record. Gene Ontology annotation, molecular function: mRNA binding. Bases 87 to 1175 code for a protein of 362 amino acids.